Vitis riparia (riverbank grape) is the source of this 3291-nucleotide messenger RNA. Its product is annotated as AP-3 complex subunit delta. Bases 168 to 3062 code for a protein of 964 amino acids. The record is from RefSeq and is a predicted model, not a curated record. Gene Ontology annotation, cellular component: membrane coat; AP-3 adaptor complex; endosome membrane. NCBI's taxonomy places the organism in Eukaryota, Viridiplantae, Streptophyta, Magnoliopsida, Vitales, Vitaceae. The transcript has a single exon. Gene Ontology annotation, biological process: Golgi to vacuole transport; protein targeting to vacuole.
CGAAGGAAGAAGACACAGAGAUCCUCCCAAAAACCUCCGUAAUUCCCAAGUAAAUUGUUUCAGAGAAAGGAAAUUCAUCCCAAUUUCCCAGUUCCCAAAUCACGGAUUUUCCAUUUCUCAACCAUUAACUCUUUCUUCUAGAGAUGGAAUAUUGAGAAUUCAGAAAUAUGGGUUCAUCGAUCAUGGAUUCUCUGUUUCAACGCUCCCUCGAAGAUCUGAUCAAAGGGAUUCGCCUUAACCUACUUACCGAACCCACUUUCAUCUCCAAAUCCACAGACGACAUUCGCCGCGAGAUCAAGUCCACCGACCUCCACACUAAGUCCGUCGCCCUCCAGAAGCUCACCUACCUCAGCGCCCUGUACGGGCUCGAUAUGUCUUGGGCCGCUUUCCACGUCGUGGAGCUCAUGAGCUCCUCUGCCUUCGCCCACAAGAAGAUCGCCUACCUCGCCGCCGCGCACUCCUUCCACGCUGCUACCGAUGUCUCCCUCCUCACCACUCAUCAGUUCCGUAAGGACCUCAACUCCGCCAACCCCUUCGAGGUAAGCCUCGCCCUCCACUGCUUCUCCAUCAUCGCCACACCCCACCUCGCUCGCGAAUUAACACCGGAAAUCUUCACUUUGUUGUCUAGCUCCAAGCCUUCCAUUGGAAAAAAGGCUGUGGCGGUCAUUUUGAGGGUUUUUAGCCAGUACCCAGAUGCGGCUAGGGUUUGUUUUAAGCGUUUGGUUGAGAAUUUAGAGAGUUCUGAUCCGCAUACCUUGUCUGCGGCAAUGGGUGUUUUUUGCGAGUUGGCAGUGAAGGACCCUAAAUCAUAUCUGCCCCUGGCGCCAGAGUUUUAUAGGAUAUUGGUGGAUUCUAGGAACAAUUGGGUAUUAAUUAAGGCGGUUAAGAUAUUUGGGAAGUUAGCACCAUUGGAGCCAAGGUUGGCAAUGAGGGUUGUGGAGCCAAUUUGUGAGUAUAUGAGGAAAACCGGGGCAAAAUCAUUGAUGUUUGAGUGUGUGAGGACUGUGGUGACUAGCUUGGCCGAGUAUGAGUCUGCAGUGAAGCUUGCAGUUGUGAAGAUUCGGGAAUUGUUAGUGGAUGAUGAUUCUAAUCUUAAGUACCUCGGGUUGCAGGCGCUGACAGUUGUUGCACCAAAGCACCUGUGGGCGGUUUUGGAGAAUAAGGAGGUGGUGAUUAAAUCUUUGAGUGAUGCUGACCCCAAUAUUAAACUUGAGUCACUGCGCAUUCUGAUGGUAAUGGUGUCUGAGAGAAAUGUGGCUGAAAUUUCCAGGGUUUUGGUUAAUUAUGCUAUUAAAUCAGACCCAGAGUUUUGCAAUGAGAUUCUGGGUUCCAUUUUAUCAGCUUGUUCUAGGAAUGUUUAUGAGAUAAUUGAGGACUUUGAUUGGUAUGUAUCACUUCUUGGGGAAAUGUCGAGGAUUCCACAUUGCCAGAAGGGUGAAGAGAUUGAGCAUCAACUUAUUGAUAUUGGUAUGAGGGUGAAGGAUGCUAGACUGCAGCUUGUUCGUGUUGGCCGGGAUCUACUGAUUGAUCCUGCAUUACUUGGUAAUCCUUUCUUACACAGGAUAUUGUCUGCUGCUGCUUGGGUUUCAGGGGAGUAUGUUGAAUUUUCGAAGAAUCCAUUUGAACUUAUGGAGGCUCUGUUACAACCACGUAUUCGUCUCUUGCCUCCAUCAAUAAGGGCUGUUUAUGUUCAGUCUGCUUUUAAAGUACUUAUCUUUUGUCUACAUUCCUACCUCUUUUACAGGGAAACCAUUGCUUGCUCCCCCUCAUCUCCUGACAAUUUUGUCUCUGAAAGUAAAUGCCCAGGUUCUGAUACAGCAAUUGUUGCAGCUGAUUGCCAACAAGAUGAAGUGUUCAACCCAAGGGCUUCAAAUCAAUCCUUUGAAGAUGCUUCUACAGAAGAUGUUGAAGAUAUAACUGUUACUCAUGCUCAGAUACCUAAUUCAGCCUCUUUAGGAAAAGAUGGUUUGACACAUGAAUCAAUUGGGAACCUGUUGAAUCUAAUUGAAGUGGCUUUGGGUCCACUAUCAGGAAGCCGAGAAGUAGAAAUACAGGAGAGGGCGCGAAAUGUACUUGGUUUAAUUGAGUUGAUAAAACAAGAGUUACCUGGCUUAGUCAAGAAAGAAGGGAAUUUUGAGAGGGAAGGCUUAAAAUUUCCCAAAAUCAUUGAGUUAAUGCAUGAUGCAUUCUCCAAGGAGCUUGGUCCAGUCGCAGCAAAUGCGCAAGAAAGAGUUCCUAUCCCUGAUGGGCUAAUACUUAGGGAGAAUCUUGGUGACUUGGAAAUGAUUUGUGGCAAUGAUCAGCUGCCUACAUCAAGUUCAUUUUCUUUUGGAAUUCCUCAUUCUAAGGAGAAGGUUGGUCUUCCCCAAAGCAAAGGAGAAUCAUCUGAAGCAUCAACUGAGUCGACAUCUCUGCUUGCAGAACACCGCAAGCUUCAUGGACUAUAUUAUCUUCCUUCAGAGAAGAAUGAUGUAUCCAAUGAUUACCCACCUGCUAAUGACCCUAAGUUGCAGGAUAAUCUGAAUGAUGAUGCUAAAGAUCUUGUUAAGCUUACAGAGCAGUCACUUCUUCAAAAGAAAAAGCCAAACCAUGCAAAACCUAGGCCGGUGGUGGUAAAAUUGGAUGAGGGUGAUGAAGCACCUAUUGCAGCCAAGAAGCUGGAGUUGAAAGAGGAUUUGUUGUCUGGUGCGGUGCGAGAUGUACUUUUAGGUAAUGAAGCUGUAUCCACUUCACAAAGUAAUCUGACCGAUAAAUCAUCCAGUAAGAGAAGAGGGAAGGAAAAACUAAAUACUGAUCAUCCAUCUGGUCCAAAAGAAGUUCUGGGUGAUGUAGGAAAUCCUAAUAUGGGAAAUCCAAGUUCAAGAAGAAGCAAACACCAUGGUCAUGGUAAAGAGAGACGGCAUAGAAGUCCGAGGAAGAAGGAGAAGGAAAGAGAAGAAAAUGGUCAGAAAGACAAGCAGAAGAGUAGUCAUCGUCAUAAUAGGCACAAAUCUCGUCAAAGAGCGGAAGGGCCCAACAAUGUGGUUACACAAACACCAGUGAUCCCGGAUUUUCUUUUAUAGCAUUAAAUAUUUCUUUAAUAUCAGCUUUUGCUGAGAACUUUGGAUUUUGCUAUGCCUUGUAUUCUCCUACCUUAAGGGCAGAGGUUAGUUUUUCAUUGUAGAUUGUAUACCUUUUGGUUAUGGUUGGGAUUUGUGUUUGUUUCAAAGCCGAAUACUGAAAUUGUUUUUUCAUGCUACACAUUGUGAAAAUUCAUUGAAGAAGUGAUAUUUCCAAUUUGAGUUGUCUUCU